AAUGUCAACGUCAAACUAUUGAGUAUUGGCUGUCAUUGAAUAGGUUUUCCAUAAAAAGUUCAAAAUAGCUUUACAUAUUUUGUAUAAGUUUGUCGAUACUUAUUUCAAUGGGUUCUUCACAAAGUUCUGAAGUACCAGGGGGUGGUUCGGAGGGAUACCAUAUCCUAAGAGUCCAAGACGGUUCUCCAGGCCAAAAAGCCAAUCUCGAACCAUUUUUUGAUUUUAUUGUAGCUAUUGAAAACACUAGACUAGAUCAAGAUAAUGAUACUCUUAAAACACUCCUGAAACAGAAUAUUGAUAAAACUAUAAUGAUGCGGAUUUAUAGCACAAAAACACAAUCAGUAAGAGAGUUAAUGAUAACACCUAGUCAAGAUUGGGGAGGUCAAGGACUGCUUGGCGUCAGUAUUCGAUUUUGCUCAUUUGAAGGUGCUAAUGAAAAUGUUUGGCAUAUACUGGAAGUACAUCCAUCUUCACCUGCGGAAUUAGCUGGAUUAAGACCUUUCUCUGAUUACAUAAUAGGAGCUGAUUCUAUAAUGCAUGAAAGUGAAGAUCUGUUUACAUUAAUAGAAGCACACGAAGGAAGAGCCCUGAAGCUCUUUGUUUAUAACAUCAAUGAUGAUAGCUGCCGUGAAGUUCUUAUUACUCCAAAUCACAAUUGGGGUGGAGAAGGUAGUCUUGGAUGUGGUAUAGGUUAUGGAUAUUUGCAUAGAAUUCCAAUUAGAAGCACCCAACUUAUGUCAAAUCAAAAUCAACACAUAGCACCAACACCAAUGGUAUCAUCUCAGAACACUAAUGUGCACCAAGAUACUUUGAUGUCUGGUAUUCAAAGUUUAAAUAUAACUAAUGAGACAACACCACUUGUUGAUAAUCAAGGCACACAUCAGCCAGAUACAGUUCAGGUUUCUCAACCACCAUUUUUAUCUGGAGUGCCUAUGGUCAAUCCUGGGGCAUAUACAACCUCAUUUAAUAAUGUACCACCAAACAUGUCAGAUUAUGUAAGCACACAACCAGGCUUGUCUACAACACCUUUGUCACAAACACAAUCAAUGGUAUCGAAUAUGGCUGCCUAUUCUAGCAACCUUGCAGAGACUACUUUGACCAAUUUAGGCAGUAUACCUUCAGUUUCUAACAUGCAGCCACCAGCUCCUUUACCAAAUUUACCGGGUAUUCCUAUGAACCAGCCUCAACCCUAUAUACCUAUAAUGCAAAAUUACUCACAAUCUCAAACAUCAACUACCUUGCAACAGACCUCACCAAAUUUAGUUCCAACAUUUGACAUGACCAGUUUUACCCAAGCUCCUUUGCAGCCUCCGCCAUUGAACAGUGGCUUACCAAUAGUGACUCCUGUAUCAUUACCUGGGAUGCCAUCAAUAACUGUAAGUGCAACUCUUCCAGUUUCAACAAUGCAAGAAAUUCAUCAACAGCAAGUUCUACAGCAGCAAGACUUACUAUCAUGAAUAUUUGUUAAAUAAGCUAAUAAAAUGCCUCUAUAAUGGACAUAGUUCUAGCACAGAUAUUUUAAACUUGAAUGUAUGUAUGUACAACUUGUAUAUUAUAUUCAA
Messenger RNA from Nymphalis io (European peacock), 1562 nucleotides. It is a transcript of the gene Grasp65, whose product is annotated as Golgi reassembly-stacking protein 2. The transcript is spliced from 5 exons. The coding region runs from base 108 to 1457 and encodes 449 amino acids. Lineage: Eukaryota; Metazoa; Arthropoda; Insecta; Lepidoptera; Nymphalidae. Gene Ontology annotation, molecular function: protein binding. Gene Ontology annotation, cellular component: Golgi apparatus. Gene Ontology annotation, biological process: Golgi organization. The record is from RefSeq and is a predicted model, not a curated record.